GAUAACCCGGACCCGACCCCGCGUGGGCCGACAUGGCGGGUCACAUAUAAAUAGAAGGGGAGAACCCUAACUGAUUCCCACUUAAUCCAUUUCUGCCGCAUCUCAUCCUCUCUUCCAACCCUGCAAUGUCUACCGGAUUAUAUGUCCGGCGAGGAACUGAACGGCUCUAAUCAUUUUCCGGCUGCGGACGGCAACUGGGUUCCGAACCCUCCGGACAAAUUGCAUUCAUUGCAAUGUUUUAUGUCGAAGGAUAUGCAAUUUAUCUUCCAUGGAACCUUUUAUGGAAGACCUUUGGUCGAAGAUUUAUAUAUAACUAAUUAACCUUUAGGGUUUUAGUUUGUAUAUAGAGAUUUCCCUUGUAGAUAAAUGGAGGAAUCAGGUUGGGUUAAUGUAUUGGAUAAUAGUGGUAGAAUAGUUGUUGACUCAAGAAGAAAAAGGGCAGCAAUGCAAGCAGCAAAUAUAAUUGCGGCGAGGCACAAGGUGUUAUCACUUAAGCACAAGCAUAACUCGUUAUUUCCUAAGCUUGGGAAGCGAAAAAGAUCAAGUGGAUGCAAAUCCAUGUGCUGGGUGCAUAUGAGGAAAUCUUUACUCACAAACUAUUCUAAUUUUACAAGAAGUGGACCCCCAAAACUUCUACUGUUUUAUCAAAACGGGGACUGGAAUAAUUUUCCUCAGGAAAUCAUUGAGUUGGUCAAGGAAAGUUUUCAAAUGAAGAAAGCAGCAAUUGAGGUGCAGUCCAAUGGCCGUCAUUUAAUGUUAGAUAUGUUGUACAUGAUCCAGGUGGAUCUAAAGACAGGUUCACAGAAACCUAUUGCUUGGAUUGAUGAAGCAGGUGGCUGCUUUUUCCCUCAAUUAUAUUCUACUACUAAUGAUGAAUGCAAUCAAUUUGGAGUGCAGAAUGUGGAACCAAAUGAGACCCGUGAAAUAAAGUUGCAUCUUCAAAUUGAAGUAGAUGGAGCUAAUGCCUACAAUUUGGAGGAAUGUGUGGAGUCAUCAAAAGAUUCUGCUAAGCGGAUUAAGAUUCAUCAAAAACUUAGAGAAAAUGAUGAAGAACUAGGUGUUAAAGCAAGUUACAACCAAAAAUCUGAUGCAAAAAUAGAAGAGGAGGUUGAGGAAGUUCAACAGAAUGAUGAAAAUUUAUUCACCAAGUUUGAAAAUAAUUGUGAAGCUGUAGACUUAGAUAGUGUGAGAAACAUGUUCCUUGAGGGCAUGAAGUCCUUAGCUGUAAGCAUACUUGAAAUAAGAAGAUGCUCUGAUAAUAUGAAGAAAGCUCGCUGGGAAAUUUUCCAGAAACAGGUUGAGGUAACCCGGAAGUAUCGUGGUGAUCCAAAUGUUCAGUAUGCGUGGCUUGCUUCUACAAAAGAUGCACUGCCUGGCAUCAUGGCCUAUGGGCUAACAAAUUGUGAAACCAAAAUCAAGGGAAGAUAUGGUAUUGGAAUUCACCUUACAUCUCUGAAUUGUGUCUUCACCAGUGCAAAUUCAUGUGAUGUUGAUGAAAAUGGAGUACAAUACAUGAUAUUUUGCCGUGUCAUAUUGGGCAACAUGGAACUUGUGCAGCCUGGAUCAAGUCAAUUUCAUCCCAGCAGCGAAAAUUUUGAUUCUGGAGUUAAUGAUCUACAAAAUCCAAGUCAUUAUGUGGUUUGGAACAUGAAUAUGAACACACACAUCUGUCCUGAAUAUGUUAUCAGUUUCAAGAUGUCCCAUGCUGCCAAAGAAGCUCUGGUUGGGAAAGAAAGCCAACUCAAUGUCCCUGGGGCUACUGCUUGUCGAGGACAUCAGGGUCAAGUGCAGGUGGAUCCAUCUACAGUUGAAUCAGAGAGGAAUUGCCAUCCUGAUCAUCAUUUUGAGGACAAAUAUGAGCAAAAGGCCCCUAACAGUGGUUCAAGUGCCUCCAAGGCUCCUAAAUCUCCUUGGAUGCCUUUUGCCAUGUUGUUUGAUGCCAUAUCCAAUAAAAUAGCUCCUAGAGAUAUGAAAUCGGUCCAUUUUCAUUAUGACCUAUUCAGGAGCAAGAAAAUUAGUCGGGAAGAUUUUGUAAAAGAGUUGAGGUUGAUUGUUGGCGAUCAAUUGUUGAAAUCUGCUAUAACUGGUCUUCAGUGCAAGACGUCAUCAAAAUCUUCAUGCCUGCCAAAAGUGCCGAAGGUGGAGCAAGAACGUUGAAGCUGUUUGCAAAGGUUCAAAACAACUUGUUUUUGCUGGUUCACUGAAUGUUACUAGGUAAUUAUCGAACAAUUUAGGUGACCAACUGCCUAAACUAGUAGUGCCUUUGCAAUGAAGGAUGAUGAGUUUGUUGCUUGUAAAGUUUUAUGACCAUUUUUGGAUAAAUUGGUAUAUACACUAAUACGAUGUACUAGGGCCUGGAAAUGUUCUCCUUACUGCUGGAGGUGGGUGUUGGAAUACUCUAAACAGCAAGAAGGGUUCUAAAUAGAGGACUUCUGGCCGUUUGCUCCACACAA
This is a messenger RNA of Diospyros lotus (date-plum), 2453 nucleotides long. Its product is annotated as inactive poly [ADP-ribose] polymerase RCD1-like. NCBI's taxonomy places the organism in Eukaryota, Viridiplantae, Streptophyta, Magnoliopsida, Ericales, Ebenaceae. The record is from RefSeq and is a predicted model, not a curated record. The transcript has 8 exons. The coding region runs from base 367 to 2157 and encodes 596 amino acids. Gene Ontology annotation, molecular function: NAD+ poly-ADP-ribosyltransferase activity.